GUUUUCUCUCCAUUUGCUUAACAAAACAAACAUAGGAACUUGGAAUAUCCUGCCUCAUAGUUCAUGUUUAUAAGAACAGUCUGCGUUUUGCUUUUGUGGAGGCUUUUUGGAGGCAGUGCACUGAAUUCUCCAGCUGAAAUUGUUGACGCAUGUUACAGACCCCACUACUCCAACCAGAAUCCUCACGUGUGUAUGCUCCCUCAAGUCGGAAGGAUGGGUAGCAGACAAGUGGUGAAGACUGUCCUGAGCGUGGAGCAGUCAGAGGGAGUCGGUGCCCGAGUACGCAGGAGUAUCGGCAGACAUGAGCUUAGAAAUUUGGAUCCAUUUCUGAUGUUGGAUGAGUUCAAAGGUGGCAAACCUGGGGGCUUCCCAGACCACCCUCACCGAGGAUUUGAGACGGUAUCUUACCUGCUUGGUGGUGGCUCAAUGGCACAUGAAGAUUUUUGUGGACAUGUCGGCAGACUGGACCCAGGAGACUUGCAGUGGAUGACAGCAGGUCGUGGUAUUGUCCAUGCUGAGAUGCCUUGUACACAAGAGCCUGCACAUGGCUUACAACUCUGGGUCAAUCUGAGAAGUUCAGAGAAGAUGAUUCCUCCAGAAUACCAAGAACUGAAAAGUGCUGACAUUCCCAAGCCAUCUAAAGAUGGAGUAACUGCUACCGUCAUCUCUGGAGAGUCAAUGGGAGUCAAGUCAAAAGUUUACACAAGAACACCAACCCUGUACCUGGAUUUCAAAAUAGAAAAAGGAGCAAAGCAUAUCCAGGAGGUGCCUAAAGGGUGGACUGCAUUCAUCUAUACAUUGAGCGGUAUAAUAUGUGUGGGAGCGGAAGAUGCUCAGAAGAAGGUUGAAGCUCACCACACAGCAGUCCUAGAUGAUGGGGACCGUGUCAUCUUUGAGAACAAGGAUGAAGACCUGGCCCACUUUGUUUUGGUUGCCGGAGAGCCCAUUAAGGAGCCAGUUGUGCAGCAUGGUCCAUUUGUGAUGAACACAAAAGAGGAGAUUGCUCAGACAAUUGAAGAUUACAGCUUUUGUAAAAAUGGAUUUGAAAAGGCCAAAACUUGGAAGUCAAAGAUUGGAAAUAGAUAAGAACGGGCAGAUCCUAUCUGUCUAUACAGAGUACUGUGGCACUGGCUGUAGAGAGAUCAUACUAGGCAAUCCUGUCAUGGAUGAUUGGGAAUUAUUUUUCUAAUAAUAGCUUAUUUUGUGUGUAUUGUUGUUGAAUUUGCACUAGUAUAUAUCUGGGGUUUUUGAUAAAGAUGAUCAUCAUUGUCAAGGUCAUUCUUAAAUC
This is a messenger RNA of Nanorana parkeri, 1288 nucleotides long. RefSeq names its product pirin (gene PIR). Gene Ontology annotation, biological process: monocyte differentiation. The record is from RefSeq and is a predicted model, not a curated record. Gene Ontology annotation, molecular function: quercetin 2,3-dioxygenase activity. Gene Ontology annotation, cellular component: nucleus. The coding region runs from base 64 to 1086 and encodes 340 amino acids. NCBI's taxonomy places the organism in Eukaryota, Metazoa, Chordata, Amphibia, Anura, Dicroglossidae. The transcript has 9 exons.